GCGCGUAUAUUGCGUAAGGCACGCGCGCACGCACACACACGCGAACGAGCACGAGCGAAGAAAAGCAACGGACGGAGACGGGAUAUUAGAAGCAGAUUUUCAGUUUUGUGGGGUUUAUAAUUUUUUUUUUAAUUAUAUAUAAUCUUAGGAUUUUAUAUUAUUUUUUAAAAAGAAAGGAAUAAUCGGAGUGCAUGGAGUUCCGGGGAGCGGAAGGGCAGCGGUGGAAAUCAGCGUUUCAAUCCGGUGAUUGGGAAAACCUCAUUCCACUCGUUGGUUGAAGGCGAAGCGAGCCGCCAUGGCUGCUGCUGGAUCUCCUCCUCAGUGUCCGACAGAAAUAUGAGACUUAUCCUGGAUUUAUAUUUAUAAUAAUUUAAAUCUGUUUUCCAGGCUCUCAGCAGGGUAUUACAUGUACAGACAUAAUCAUUUGAUAAUAGGAAAUAGAAGAACCGGUGUGUUCGAGGCCCGGUUUUUCUGAUUCAGUACAAUCCAGCUAAAUAAAAUAGAAGCGUUUAGAGUUUAUAGUCUUUCAGGAAGAAUAAAAUAAGCAAAUAAAUAAACAAAGAAACCAAACGACAAGCAGAAGCAAGACGACAGGAAACACGGGCUGGGAAGGAGUUAGUGAAGAAAGACCCCUGUUUUCUGGUGAAUAGGAUUGGCUUUCAUCCGGUCCUCCAUUUUUUUUUACCCCAGCAUCCCACUGAGGGGGUAAAAGUCGAGGUUUCAGGCGGAUAUUUACACCCACGAGCAGGGCCGAGGCGGUGUAGAGGACUGCGAGUAUGUCGGGGCGGCCCCGGACCACGUCCUUCGCGGAGAGCUGCAAACCCGUGGCUCAGCCUUCAGCCUUCGGGAGCAUGAAAGUCAGCAGAGAUAAGGAUGGCAGUAAGGUGACUUCAGUGAUGGCGACUCCAGGCCAGGGCCCCGAUCGGCCUCAGGAGGUCAGCUACACAGACACCAAGGUGAUCGGGAACGGCUCGUUCGGCGUCGUCUACCAGGCCAAACUGUGCGAGUCUGGGGAGCUGGUUGCCAUCAAGAAGGUCCUGCAGGACAAGAGGUUUAAGAACCGUGAGCUGCAGAUCAUGAGGAAGCUGGACCACUGUAACAUCGUCCGCCUUCGGUACUUCUUCUACUCCAGUGGGGACAAGAAGGACGAGGUGUAUCUGAACCUAGUGCUGGACUAUGUCCCCGAGACCGUGUACAGAGUCGCCAGACAUUACAGCCGAGCCAAACAGACCCUCCCCAUGGUUUACGUCAAGUUAUACAUGUAUCAGCUCUUUAGAAGUCUGGCCUACAUUCAUUCAUUUGGAAUCUGCCAUCGAGACAUCAAACCCCAGAACCUGCUGCUGGAUCCCGAGACGGCCGUCCUCAAACUCUGUGACUUUGGCAGCGCGAAGCAGCUGGUCCGUGGAGAACCAAACGUGUCCUACAUCUGCUCGCGGUACUACAGAGCUCCCGAACUGAUCUUCGGUGCCACCGACUACACCUCCAGCAUAGACGUGUGGUCAGCAGGCUGUGUAUUGGCAGAGCUGUUGCUAGGGCAACCGAUUUUCCCUGGUGACAGUGGAGUGGAUCAGCUGGUGGAGAUCAUCAAGGUUUUGGGCACGCCCACCCGUGAGCAGAUUCGAGAGAUGAACCCCAAUUACACAGAGUUCAAGUUUCCUCAGAUUAAGGCCCACCCAUGGACUAAGGUGAGUCAGCAGGUGUUCCGGCCACGCACACCUCCUGAAGCCAUCGCCCUGUGCUCUCGUCUGUUGGAGUACACACCCACGGCUCGGCUCACGCCGCUCGAGGCCUGCGCACACUCUUUCUUUGACGAGCUGAGAGACCCGAACAUCAAACUUCCCAAUGGGCGGGAGAAGCCAUCGCUGUUCAACUUCACCACUCAAGAAUUGUCCAGUAACCCAUCUCUGGCUACCAUUUUGAUUCCUGCUCAUGCACGUAACCAAGCAGGUGCCUCCACCCCCACCAAUGCCUCCAGCACUACAGAUGCCAACAGUGGAGAACGUAGUCAAACCAACAACACAGCCUCUGCCUCCGCCUCGAACACCUCCACCUGAGUGUCCCGGCUAAUCGCCCAUCCAUCCCUACCCAUCCGGCCGACGCCCUGCCCCCUGCCCAGAUCAGUGGGUGGGGUUUAAACCAUCCAACCACAACACUUCAUGAAACUGCAAGAGCCAAAUGAUAAUUCCAGUGCUUUUAGCGCUGUCCAACCCAGUUCCUGGACACAUAAAGAAACGUGAAAGUGGAGAGAGUGAGAGUUGAGCAGAGGCACAAAGGGGAGAACUCGCACCAUCAAUCCUGUGGACAAUCUCUAAAUCAAAGCAAUUCAGUAGCCAAAUCCAUCUGCUUCCAUCUCAGUUUAGCGAGCCUGCUGUUCAAAUGGCCUGCCCUCGCUCUCGCUCCCUCUCUCCCCCUCUCAAUCACAGUCUUAUACACACCGUCUGUCUUUCUACAUCCACAUCCUCCCUUUCACAUUGUUUCACCUGUUAGUGCAUGGCUUGAAUUUGGUUAGGAGCACUCAGUAACAGGUACAGGAAAUCGCUAGGAGCAGCGUCUUUUGUAUCGUUAUAUAUAAUAUAUAUAUAUAAAAUGCACUUGGACUGCAAAACAAACGAAGUAACACAACAAGCGUGCAUGUCUCAGCAACAAAGCCAAACGAAAACAAAAACAAAAUCGCAAUGCGCUCGGAAAAAGUUUUAGUCGAGUUUGGAAUAUUUACAUAUGAUUUUUUUUAUGUUCUGUUAUUUUAUAUUGAGAAGGGGGGGAUUUUAAGGGGUGGGCAAGGGGGCGGGGCAGACGUUUUUGAUUGACAGACUUGUCUCUUUCUGUGUUUUUGUAUUUUAUAUAUACAUAUAUAAAUGCAUACACAGUUUAUAUAUUUCUUUGCGUUAUGUAUAAAAAGCUCUAUAUAUAUAUACGUGUGUAUAGGUAUAGUGUGUGCGUGCAUAAGCUUCGCCUCCAGGUUAAACGUUUUCCGAACCAAGAAGGUUUUAUAUACAUUUGAUUCACGAAGACUUCAAACGCUUUGGGGGUGGAGCUUUUGCCCCACAGCCAAUCAGCCACAGACUGAUAAAUGAUGUAUGUAUGAGAAUGAAUAGAAUCCAUACCGGAGGCAGGAGCGCUGUAAUUUCUAGCUUCACAUGCUCUAAAUUUCACUUCGCUGUAAAACUGUAGAUUAUUUCCUAAUCCUGAUAUAAACGCUUACUCUUUUCUCUUUGUUAGGAUCAGCAGUCCUCAGGUUUCUUUGUGUAGCGAGUUCUGUGAAAAAACAACAACAAAAAGGGUUUUUUGGGUUUAUUUGAAUAAAGCAAUCCAUGGAAGGCUAGACUUCGACGUGAUUGUGUUCAGUUCGAGCUGAACUCGAGCGGUCCCGUGACCCCGCGUCAGCCUCAAUGCCGAUCGUCCAGCGUCGUGACCCGAGGAGCCGAGCAUUUAAUGUUUUCCUUGUUCAAUCGUCGAUACCGUGUAGAUGUCGUAACCACUACUUGAACAUUCGUAAUUUUUUUUCUCUCUCUCUCUCACUUUUAACAUCGUUUUAAAUGGAAAAGACUGUACAUUUUAAUCGAUGUCUUAAUACAAACAUGUAAAAGUAAAAAUAGGGUGUAAAUACAGUACAGCACAGUUGCCCCUCGCCAAAUUCUGGCUUGUGCGUUUCGUUUUUGCCGUGUAUGUACAUAUGUUGACCUGAGAACUGUUACCAAGCAAAAAAAAAAAAAAAAAAGGAUAAAAUCUUAUAAAAUGGUGGAAAAAAAAACAGAUUUCAAAAUUUUCAAAAAAAUCAGGGCGAUUCUGAACUUUGUUGGAAACUGUAGAUGAGGAGCUUUCUUCAGCCAUAUAGUUCAAUUUUCUCUGUACAGUAGGUGCCAGCUAUAUUAUUGUAAUGAUAUGUAGUAACUCUAUAGUGUAUCUAGAGUUUGGAGUGCCUUUGCUUCCAUUCACUCAUCUGUUCCACACACACACACACACACACACACACACUUCUUUUCCCCCUUAAACUUCCUCCUUUUACUUGGACAGUACUGUAACUCACUGUGAUGCCCCGAGUGUUUGCUGUUGGUCUGUCAGUGUUGAAGCUCUUCUGGCCUACCUCUUUAUUUACCUUAUAAACCUGGUCAGUGGUAACUCUGAUUAUUCAAACAACCUGAGGAUUCAAGCCCCGUUAUUGCCAAGCUGCCACUCUUGGGGGGCCCUUGAGCAAGGCCCUUAACCCUCUGUUCUCCAGAGGGGUUUAACCUUGCACUCUGAUCCCAGCUUCCUAAAAUCGCUGGGAUAUGCAGAGGAAGAAUUUCACUGUGCUGUAAAGUCCAUGUGUUUUUGUUUGUUUUUAUCCUUAGAAAGAAAGAAAAAUCUUUUGGAGUUGAUUAGUGGUGGUUCAAGUAAAAUCUUUGAUUGUUUUUGUUUUAUUUUUUUUUUGUGUAGCAUAAAAAAGGCAAGGUUUUAAACGGUACUAACUCUAUUAACUAUUUAAAUUAUACAAUUAUCUGAGCUUUAAGCUCAUACAUGAAAUGAAAGGUGUUUUAGAUUUGUUUUUAUUAUACCGGUUUUUAAUUCAGACCAAAGUGAUCAGUUUUCUUUAAAAAAACAAAACAAAAAACCCCCACACAACCAGACAAGUUUUAUACAACAGUUAGUCUCGGUGUUCAGAUUGUUCUUAUCAACAAAUUUAGCAACAUUGAAAAGUUACUACGCUUACUAUAGACACUCUUGCUUAUUUUGUUUAAUUACACCCUGGAUUUUCUUGAUUUCUUUUAAAUUUUUUUUUUUUUGGGAGGGUUAUGGAUAUUUGUUAGAUAGUGGAUGAAGACAUUGUGUCUUAAUGUAAGUGUAGGGUUGUGUGCGUGUUGAAGAUGACUGAGUCUGACCUCAACCCCCGGGUCAUUGUGUCCUCCCUAAGGGGCAAUAACUCCUUGGAAUGCACGCACUUGUUGUGUCUGCCGGCCGACAGCAGCACUUUCACGGGGCGUCACGUAGCACCCACUAUCCUCCAUUCCUCCGCCUCCCUCUUUCCCUCGUCCUGUGUGAAGCUCGCUUUGUAAAUGAUGCAUUCAUAGACACGUUACUUUCCACAAAACCAUGUGACCACUUCUUGUGACUAAAAAGAAAGUCAAAAUAAGAGUAAAGACAGGUUUAAAAAUGGCAGAAAAAAAAUAACUAACAUGAAUAAACUAUUGUUAACUAUAUUCAGACAUUAUAUUAUAUACAUCAUCAAAAAAGGUGUCAUGGUUUAAAGUGAAAAUAAAGAAAAAAGUACAACCUG
Messenger RNA from Silurus meridionalis, 5254 nucleotides. RefSeq names its product glycogen synthase kinase 3 beta, genome duplicate a (gene gsk3ba). NCBI's taxonomy places the organism in Eukaryota, Metazoa, Chordata, Actinopteri, Siluriformes, Siluridae. The transcript has 11 exons. The record is from RefSeq and is a predicted model, not a curated record. Gene Ontology annotation, biological process: protein phosphorylation; insulin receptor signaling pathway; regulation of microtubule cytoskeleton organization. Gene Ontology annotation, molecular function: ATP binding; protein serine/threonine kinase activity; tau-protein kinase activity. Bases 777 to 2054 code for a protein of 425 amino acids. Gene Ontology annotation, cellular component: cytosol; beta-catenin destruction complex; axon.